GUGGAGGCCGAGGCUCAGCGCUUCAUCGCGGCCGUGGCGCUCAUGUUCCACACCACGGCUCCCAUGCUGCACGUGCCGCCCGCGCUGCUGCGCCGCCUCAACGCGCCCGCCUGGCGCCGACACGUGCAGGCCUGGGACGCCAUCUUCGCACAGGCUGACAAGUGCAUCCAGAGCGUGUACCGUGACCUGCGGCUGCAGCGCAAGAGCCCCCAGGAGCACGUGGGGGUCCUGGGUAACCUGAUCCUGCGCGACGCCAUGGCCCUGGGGGACAUCCGCGCCAGCGUCACCGAGAUGAUGGCCGGAGGGGUGGACACGACCUCCAUGACCCUGCAGUGGGCGCUGUGGGAGCUGGCGCGGGCCCCGGGCGUGCAGGAGCAGCUSCGCAGCGAGGUCCUGGCAGCUAAAAGGGACACGGGCGGCGACAGGGCCAGGAUGCURCAAUGCACCCCGCUGCUCAAGGCCACCAUCAAGGAGACCCUCAGGCAGUUCCGCCCGCAGCGCUGGCUCGCCGCCGGCCCCAAACCCUUCCAGGGACUGAGCUUCGGCUUCGGGCCCCGCCAGUGCCUGGGGCGCCGCAUCGCCGAGAUCGAGAUGCAGCUCUUCCUGAUGCACAUCCUGGAGAACUUCAAGAUCGAAACCAUGCGAGCGGUGGAAAUCGGGACCAAGUUCGACCUCAUCCUGAUCCCGGACAAACCCAUCCAGCUGACGCUGCGUCCCCUCGAGAGCCAGCCCUGAGGGUGGCACCCAGCCUGUCCCCRUUUUGGGGACAUUCCCCACAAACCCCCACGGGUUCUGUCCUUCCAGCCGCGGUGGUAUUUGGGGACAGCUGGGAUGACUCUUGGGGUCGCAGCCUGAGCCUGAACCUGCAGCCUUUGCCUGAAGGUCAAAAUCUUUUCCUCAAGGCCGGAACCAAGGCCUCAAGCUCAGGCUCAGGCUCAGCAUUAAGGCCUCAGGCUCAGGCUCAGUCUUUGCCUCAAGGCUGCGCUGACACCACCAGGGGAGAUAAACCUUAAUUCUGCCUUAAUGAUAAACCUUAAUGAUUGAUCGAUUCCGCCGUGAUUGAUUGAUCCCCUCUGAUUGAUUGAUCCACUGUGAUCGAUUGAGUCCGCUGUGAUUGAUUGAUUGAUACACUCUGAUUGAUUGAUUCUGCAGUGAUUGAUUGAUCCCCUCUGACUGAUUGAUCCCCUCUGA
Malurus melanocephalus (red-backed fairy wren) is the source of this 1191-nucleotide messenger RNA. Its product is annotated as cholesterol side-chain cleavage enzyme, mitochondrial-like. The annotation marks the transcript as partial. Gene Ontology annotation, cellular component: mitochondrial inner membrane. Gene Ontology annotation, biological process: glucocorticoid biosynthetic process; cholesterol metabolic process; cellular response to peptide hormone stimulus. Lineage: Eukaryota; Metazoa; Chordata; Aves; Passeriformes; Maluridae. The transcript has 5 exons. Gene Ontology annotation, molecular function: iron ion binding; oxidoreductase activity, acting on paired donors, with incorporation or reduction of molecular oxygen; monooxygenase activity. The record is from RefSeq and is a predicted model, not a curated record.